Messenger RNA from Nerophis lumbriciformis (worm pipefish), 2086 nucleotides. It is a transcript of the gene slc39a8, whose product is annotated as solute carrier family 39 member 8. Gene Ontology annotation, cellular component: plasma membrane. Gene Ontology annotation, biological process: zinc ion import across plasma membrane; intracellular monoatomic cation homeostasis. Gene Ontology annotation, molecular function: monoatomic cation:bicarbonate symporter activity; zinc ion transmembrane transporter activity. The record is from RefSeq and is a predicted model, not a curated record. NCBI's taxonomy places the organism in Eukaryota, Metazoa, Chordata, Actinopteri, Syngnathiformes, Syngnathidae.
UGCGCAAAAGGGGGCGGGGUCUAAGCGGCGCAUGGCCGCGUGCGCUCGCUCACCUCCAUGUUUGCCAGGCGAUCUUUGAACCUCCCCCCCAGGGAAGGAACAUUGUCCUCCGCCGUGCUCCUCCGCGAGAGUGGGGGGAGGUCGACCAUGAAGUCGGACCGCAGUUAAAAGACGCCGGCCGAACUUGGCUCCUCUCCACUACUGGACGGCACCGAGCGAGAGAGAGAGAGAUGGCCCCUCGUCUCCUCCUCUGGGGGAUCCUGCUCCUGCUCCUGGUCCUGCUCCUCGCUGCGGGCGCGCUGGGCGGACAAGAGUUCCUGGAGAACAUCGUGCGCUUCUACGGACGCAACGAGUCCAUCUCCAGCCGCGACCUGGAGGACUUGCUGCUCGUCAUCUCGGCCCGGAGAGCGGAGUCCGUCACGGAGGACAGCAACCCGUUGGCCGGACAGGAGUGCUUCUCAGCCAAGCAGAUCUUGUCCCACUUUGGCCUCCCAAAUGUCAGCCAGCUGGGUGUGGACCACCUGGAGAGGAUCUGUCCUGCCGUGUUGACCCAGGUGCUGCUGCCCUCCUGCCCUUACACCACCUCCCUGCCUCCACCACAGCUCCACUACUCCGUGUGGGGGUGGGGCUUCCUGGCGGUGACGGUCAUCAACUUGGCGGCGCUGCUGGGCCUGCUACUGAUCCCCUUCACCAAGAAGUCCUACUUCCCCAAAGUCCUGACCUACUUCAUCGGCCUGGCCAUCGGAACGCUCUUCUCCAACGCCGUGCUGCAGCUCAUUCCCGAGGCCCUUGGGUUUGAUCCCAAGAAGGACGACUACGUGGCCAACGCCAUCGGCAUCUUUGGAGGCUUCUAUCUGCUCUUCUUGGUGGAGAGGAUCUUGAGGUUGCUUCUGCGAGUGGAACAUGAGCACGGCCCCUCCCACCUCUCCCCCGCCGGCCCCCCCCUGCAGAACGGCGAGGUGUCGGAGAAGAAGGACUCCAAGACGGCGCUGAGCAUCUCGGGCAGCAUCAGCAGCGUCAACUCGGACCGCACGCGUGCAGACAUGAUCCCCGCCGAGGAUGUGCAGGCGUCCAGCGUGAUGUGUCGCUGUCUGCGUGGUCAGCGCAUCAGCAACAUCAAGACGGUGGCGUGGAUGAUCACCCUGAGCGACGCGCUGCACAACUUCAUCGACGGCCUGGCGAUCGGCGCCUCUUUCACCGUGUCCAUACUGGCCGGCUUCAGCACGUCCACCGCCAUCGUGUGCGAGGAGUUCCCCCACGAGCUGGGUGACUUUGUGAUCCUCCUCAACUCGGGCAUGAGCGUCCCUCAGGCCAUCUUCUUCAACCUGCUGUCGGCCAUGGCGUGCUACGUGGGCCUGGUGUUCGGCAUCCUGCUCGGCAGCAACUACGCCCCCAACGCCAUCUUCGCCGUGGCGGGGGGCAUGUUCCUCUACAUCGCCCUGGCAGACAUGUUCCCGGAGAUGGACGCCAUUUCUAGGGAGGCCACGCGGACUUCCUCCAGGCUGGUCUUCUUCCUGAUCCAGAACGCCGGGCUGCUGACGGGCUUCGCCAUCAUCCUGCUCAUCACCACGUUUGCAGGGCAGAUCAACCUGGGCUGAAGAAAAGAACACAACCAAGCCUUUUAGACCGGACUAUCCAUACAAUCCUUUCAUUCAUCAAAUCCAGCUUGAUUUGUCUUAAAGAGACAGUACACUCUUUUGUUCCCUCUCUGGGUGCUGUACUGUCACCACCUGGCUCACAUUUUCACUUUUUAUGCAGUUUUGUAUUUGUCUGUAUAUGUGUGUAUCAUUUACAGAAUCACAUCCUUUAUUUUAUUUGAAAUGGAAGAAAUUGCAGUUUAGAUGUUUUAAUUGUACGUUUACACCAGACUUUUGUUGCGUUUGUUGCUCAGGGUUUAUUCAGAGCUUCUGUUUGAGACUUCAAAUAUAAAUGUCUAUGAGUAGACUUUGUCAACAACUGGGACCUUUUUGGCCUCCUGGCUUUUUAAUGCUUUGUUUUGUUUUUUUGUUAAAUCAUGUAAAUACUGUAUGAACGUUGUGAUUCAUAGACCGGAGCACUGUGUUGAAAUAUAUCCCAGCUCUUUAAA